GCAGGAGCAAAUCGACGCUCUGUAACAUUCUACUAUCGUAAAACUAAUAGAAUUAUUUAGAGAUAUAAAACUCGAAAUUUGUUCCUCAGCCGUUGUCGACUAAUUUAAUAAGCAGAUAUUUUCUGAGUUGGAUUGUUUUCUAGAAUGGAUCGAGUUUCGUUUAUUUGAUUUCACAGUUAAAUAGAAUGAAGCAUUGGAUAUAGUCGGAUUAACGGAUAUGAAAACUAAAAACAUGGCGUGCAUCGACGAAAAAUUUGAACAGCUAAUGUUAAACCAACCACAGUCAGUUGAACGAAACGAUAGUCUCACCUCAGAUGAUAUACUCGGUCCGAUGUCGCCGUUUUCCGACUCAAACGGCCCAGAUAGCGAUAGGUGCAGUUACCAUGGAGAUAUAAGUGGGCUAGAUGAGGCGUCGUUAGUUGACGUUGAUGGAACAAUCGAAGAUGAUUUAAAACUUUCACGUAGCGAUUCACAACGUCUGCGCCAUCUAUUGGCAACACGGCGAAUAAACAAUGGCGGAACAAGCCCCCGGUCGCCGCGCGCUCCACGCACACAAUUCCCGACACGAUCGCAAUCAUAUAAACGACCAAAAUCACGACCGGCGAAUCUCGAUCUCCAAAUUAAUCUCGAACAGGAGGAAAUGCGACCAAGAACCUCAAGUAUGCCGUCAAGAAACACAUACAAGAAACCGGAUAUGAAUUACCUCCGUGUGGGGAACGCCGAUAGUCCAGGAUCACCGCGAAUGGGUGACUUAUAUCGCGUUCGUAGUUUUAGAACAACAAAACGUGGACAGCUAAUUAACCAUGGGGAUUCAUUUAAAAGAAAAUGGCGAAGCUCAGCAAGCAUUGCAUCCGAGGCAAGCUCCGGAUGUUCAAGUCCGGGAUUCAGGGAUCGCACAGAGAGUAUUAAUUCCCGGGGAAGCACUAUCACGAGCUGCGAAUCACACGGGGAGCCGGAAAUCACCCCCGUGUACCAGGCCCUCAUUCUAGGGGGCUCUAGAGUCGGUAAAUCGGCUCUUGCUCAACAAUUUAUGACGUCAGAGUAUAUGGGGGACUACGACACAUUAAGUGCAGACGAUGUCGCUGAUGUGCAAAAGACAGUGUCAGUUCUAAUAGAUGGCGAUGAAACAAUGAUGGAUGUCAUCGAUCUCAAUACAGAUGAGGAAUAUGCUUCAUAUUCAGACGUAGAUGCUUAUGUUGUGGUGUAUUCUAUAACAGACCGGAAGUCAUAUCAGCACGCCAUUGACCUCCUCCAUGAGAUACGGAUGGAAGCGGGACUUGAAACUGCUAUAAUCCUUGUUGGCAACAAAAGUGAUAUAGUCCGGCAAAGACAAAUAGCUAUAGAAGAAGGGAAAUCAACUGCUCAGACCUACGAUUGUAAAUUCAUCGAAACCUCCGCCGUACUCAAUCACCAAAUUGAUGAUCUCCUAGCGGGAAUAGUGAAACAAAUCAGACUCAAACGGAAAAAAGACGGUAGAAAGAAAAGAGGAGGAUGCCAUAAGGUGGCGAAAGGUCUCAUUGAUAAACUGCUUUUGAAAAGCACACACGUCUCAAAAUCAUGUGACAAUCUAUUUGUGCUGUGAUGUAAGAUAUUUACCUUGACGUCAUACUCUACGUGUUUUGACGUCAUCAUUUUCUGCUGUGAUGUCUUACUUGUAUAACAACAGUGCUCAUGUAAAAAUGUACUAUAGAAACUACACGAUGUCAGUAAAACUGACAAAAUGCACGGAGGGGACCUUCACCUUACAAUGAUUUACGUAUUUCAAAAAAUCUACAAAUCUACAGGUAUUAUUAUAAGUAUUUAUUAAAGUUCCUGUAUACCAUGACUGCUUCUUGUGCUUGGAUCAUUGCGAAAAGUGUAACUUCCAUUCUGCACAAUCGUCUCCUAUAUAUUUUUACAUUAAGUAGAGUAUCACGCAUUUUGCCAUUUAGAAACGCAAUGGAAAAAUGGUAGACACUUUAUAAGUACGAAAUGAAGACAGAGAGUCAACUUUCCCAAUUGGUCACUUGAUCAGUGAACUGGGCCUGCGUAGAUAUUGCAACUGGAUUUGAACGCAGUGUUUACCCUUUUGUGUGACAAAGGAUGUUUAAUUGGAAUACACAAUGUAUAUCUUGAUGCCUGAGUCGCUUUUGCUCCGGCGCCUGGCCGAUUGAGUAUUUUGUUCAAAGGAGGAGGGAAAGUAUCGCAACAGAUUUCGGACAGUCAUAUGUUGGAUUUUGGCUAUUUUCUGAGGAUUU
Molecule: messenger RNA, 2237 nt
Organism: Owenia fusiformis
Lineage: Eukaryota; Metazoa; Annelida; Polychaeta; Sabellida; Oweniidae
Source: the annotation of a GenBank genome assembly